This is a messenger RNA of Medicago truncatula (barrel medic), 626 nucleotides long. Its product is annotated as protein LOL2. The record is from RefSeq and is a predicted model, not a curated record. NCBI's taxonomy places the organism in Eukaryota, Viridiplantae, Streptophyta, Magnoliopsida, Fabales, Fabaceae. The transcript has 4 exons. The coding region runs from base 72 to 521 and encodes 149 amino acids.
UUUGUCCCAUAUUUUUACCUGAUUCCCUUGUGCUUUUUUGAAAGAAGUAACGGGAGUGAAAAUAAGCAGCUAUGAUGCAAAGCCAACACCAAGUAAACAAAGAAGACGACGACGGCCCGCCACCUGGUUGGCAACCUAUUCCCCCACCGCAACGUCCACGGCCACCGCCACCGUCACUCCCAUCCGGUUUUGCUCAAAUGGUUUGUGGUUCUUGUCGCCGCCUGCUUUCGUAUCCACCAGGUGCCAAACAUGUCAAAUGUUCAUGCUGUCAGACAGUCAACAUUGUAUUAGAAGCUGAUCAGGUUGGACAAGUUAAGUGUGGGAGUUGUGCAGUAUUGCUAAUGUACCCAUAUGGUGCUCCACAAGUUAGGUGUUCAUCAUGCCGGUUUGUGACAGAAAUCGGGACAACAAGCGGCCUCCAUGGUCUGUACAACAAAGUAAACCAACUCCUCCCAAAGCUGGUUGUUAGCGACCUGUCCAUUGUCCUAUUAACUGGGUCAUCCUUGUAUAACAAAUUAUGAAUGGGGAUUCUUGUGCAAAGAGUUGUAUAGAUCUUAAAUUUGCUAUAUGUAUGGAAUAACUUGUCAAUGUCAAGUUUUGGAAGUAAUUUAAAGAGUUUUUGACAA